Ictalurus punctatus (channel catfish) is the source of this 5205-nucleotide messenger RNA. Its product is annotated as NACHT, LRR and PYD domains-containing protein 12. Lineage: Eukaryota; Metazoa; Chordata; Actinopteri; Siluriformes; Ictaluridae. The coding region runs from base 269 to 3760 and encodes 1163 amino acids. The record is from RefSeq and is a predicted model, not a curated record. Gene Ontology annotation, molecular function: protein binding. The transcript has 16 exons.
UGUCAAAGUCCAUGUUCCUGUACCGCCUCUAAAUAUUCUCUAAAGAACUCUGCCUCUAAAAGUGAAACUCUUUCUGAAACCCCAACACCAGUUUUAAUGAGCAGCUGGAAAACAUGAAGAUUAAAAAGAAAGUGAGAUUUAUAAUUCCACACAACAACAAUUGCUGACUAAAGUGCUGAGGAUUUUCCCAAAGUGAAAAAAACAUGAAACUUUUGUCGAAAUUCAGUUUAUAAUCAACACAAAACAACGACUGCUGAGUAAAGUGACAAUGGAUCACGCUAAUCCUGAACAAGCUGCUGGAUCUCUGCAGUUCAAAAAGAAUGAAACCAAGGAAAAGAUAUCAGACUCUUCAGGACCCAGCAGUUCCUCCAUGAACAGAGAUGUGUUUAUAGAACCUCCAGGAAAUCCCUCAUCUACACACAGUGCAACAGAAAUAAAGAGAUCAGACUCACCAGUACCCAGCUGUGUGUCCAUGAAGAGUGAUGAGUCUAUGGGUUUACCACAAGAAUUUAAAGAGAAGAGAGAAUCCACACCAGAACGUGUCCUGCAGGGAGCAAGAGAGAAAAUACAACAGAUCAUAAUCACAGAUACAGGGUGUACGUCUGUAAGCACUGAACCUCAUCUUCAGGAGAGAUGCAAAUUAAAUCUAAUAAAGAAGUUUCAGCAUGUAAAUGAGGUGAUAACAAACCAGGGAAACCCAACACUUCUGCAUGAGAUCUACACAGAGCUCUACAUCACAGAAGGAGACAGUGGAAAAGUCAAUAAUGAACAUGAGGUGAGACAGAUCGAGGCAGCAUCCAGGAGAGCAGCAACAGAGGAAACACCAAUCAAAUGCAAUGACAUCUUUAAGCCCUUAUCUGAAGAAGACAAACCCAUCAGGAGUGUUCUGACAAAGGGAGUCGCUGGCAUUGGAAAAACAGUCUCUGUGCAGAAAUUCAUUCUAGACUGGGCUGAAGGGAAAACAAAUCAGGAUGUUCAUCUCAUAUUUCCACUUCCUUUCAGAGAGCUCAAUUUAAUGAAGGAUCGAAACCUGAGUCUGAUGGAGCUUCUUCAUUUCUUUUAUAAGGAGAUAAAAGAAACAAACAUUUCCAGCUUGGACAAAGUUCUGUUCAUUUUUGAUGGUUUGGAUGAGUGUCGUUUCCCUCUGGAUUUCCAGAACACAGUGAGGUUGUGUGAUGUAACUGAAUCAGCAUCAGUGCAUGUGCUGCUGAUAAACCUGAUCAAAGGGAAUCUGCUUCCCUCUGCUCUCAUCUGGAUCACCUCCCGACCAGCAGCAGCUGAUCAAAUCCCCUCUGAGUGGGUCCAUCGACUCACAGAGGUACGAGGGUUCAGUGACCCACAGAAGGAGGAAUAUUUCAGGAAGAGGAUCAGUGAUCAGAACCUGAGCAACAGAAUCAUCACACACCUGAAGUCAUUAAGAAGCCUCUACAUAAUGUGCCACAUCCCAGUCUUCUGCUGGAUUUCAGCCACUGUUCUAGAGAGAAUGUUUUGUGAAGCAGAGAGUGGAGAGAUCCCCAAGACUCUGACUCAAAUGUACACACACUUCCUCAUCAUUCAGACAAACUUCCUAAAGGAGAAGUACGAGAGCAGAGAGACAGAAAUAAUUCUGAAACUGGGUAAACUGGCUUUUCAGCAGCUGAUGAAUGGCAACCUGAUCUUCUAUGAGGAAGACCUGAUGAAGUGUGGCAUUGAUGUGACAGAAGCAUCAGUGUAUUCAGGUGUGUGUACACAGAUCUUCAGAGAGGAGUUUGGGCUUCACCAGAGUAAAGUGUACUGCUUUGUUCAUCUGAGCAUUCAGGAACACCUCGCAGCUCUAUAUGUGCACCUGACAUUCAUGAAUGAAAAGAGAAAUGUUCUUCAGCAGAGUCUGUUGUCUAAAAUGUUGCUGAAUCUAAGAGAAAUUACAAUCUCAGAUGUCCACAAGAGUGCUGCAGAUCAGGCUUUACAGAGUGAAAAUGGACAUCUGGAUCUUUUCCUUCGCUUUCUUCUGGGUCUCUCACUGGAGUCUAAUCAGAUCCUCUUACAAACUAUAGUGACACAGACAGGAAGUAGCUCCCACAGUAACCAGGAAACAGUUCAUUACAUCAAGAAGAAGAUCAGAGAGAAUCCCUCAGCAGAGAAAUCCAUCAAUCUGUUCCACUGUCUGUAUGAACUGGAUGAUCAAUCUCUAGUUGAGGAAGUCCAACACUACCUGCAAUCUGGAAAUUUUAAACAAAUCAAUCUUACCUCUUCUCAGUGGUCAGCUGUGGUGUUUGUGUUACUGACAUCAAUGCAGGAACAGGAUGUGUUUGUCCUUAAUAAAUAUACCAACAAACACUGUACAUCAGACGAGGUUCUUCUGAAGCUCCUGCCUGUGGUUGCAGCAUCCAGAAAAGCUCAGUUUAAUAAAUGUGGCCUGAAAGAGAGAAGUUGUGAUGAGUUGGCCUCAGUACUUGGCUCAGAAUCAUGCAGUCUGAGAGAACUGGAUCUGUCUGAGAAUAAAUUCAGAGACUCAGGAGUGAAGUGUCUCUCUGUUGGACUGGAGAAUCCUCACUGUAAACUGGAGACACUGAGGUUGUGUGAUUGUGAUUUCUCAGAUGAAGGGUGUGCUGCUCUGACUUCAGCUCUGAGAUCAAACCCCUCACACCUGAGAGAACUGGAUCUGUCUGAGAAUAAAAUCAGUGACUCAGGAGUGAAGUGUCUCUCUGCUGUACUGGAGAAUCCUCACUGUAAACUGGAGACACUGAGGUUGUGUAGUUGUGGUGUCUCAGUUGAAGGCUGUGCUGCUCUGAAUUCAGCUCUGAGAUCAAACCCCUCACACCUGAGAGAACUGGAUAUGUCUUGGAAUGACCUCAGAGACUCAGGAGUGAAGCGUCUCUCUGCUGUACUGGAGAAUCCUCACUGUAAACUGGAGACACUGAGGUUGUGUGAUUGUGAUAUCUCAGAUGAAGGCUGUGCUGCUCUGAAUUCAGCUCUGAGAUCAAACCCCUCACACCUGAGAGAACUGGAUCUGACUGGGAAUAAACUCAGAGACUCAGGAGUGAAGCGUCUCUCUGCUGUACUGGAGAAUCCUCACUGUAAACUGGAGAAACUGAGGUUGUGUAGUUGUGAUAUCUCAGAUGAAGGCUGUGCUGCUCUGACUUCAGCUCUGAGAUCAAACCCCUCACACCUGAGAGAACUGGAUCUGUCCUGGAAUGAACUCAGAGACUCGGGAGUGAAGCGUCUCUCAGCUGUACUGGAGAAUCCUCACUGUAAACUGGAGACACUGAGGUUGUGUGGUUGUGAUAUCUCAGAUGAAGGCUGUGCUGCUCUGACUUCAGCUCUGAGAUCAAACCCCUCACACCUGAGAGAACUGGAUCUGUCUUGGAAUGAACUCAGAGACUUGGGAGUGAAGCGUCUCUCUGCUGGACUAGAGAAUCCUCGCUGUAAACUGGAGACACUGAAGUUAAGUCAUUGUGAUAUCUCAGAUGAAGGCUGUGCUGCUCUGACUUCAGCUCUAAGAUCAAACCCCUCCCACCUGAGAAAACUGGAUCUGUCUAGGAAUAAACUCAGAGACUCAGGAGUGAAGUGUCUCUCUGCUGUACUGGAGAAUCCUCACUGUAAAUUGGAGACACUGAGGUUGCGUGAUUGUGAUAUCUCAAAUGAAGGCUGUGCUGCUCUGACUUCAGCUCUGAGAUCAAACCCCUCACACCUGAGAAAACUGGAUCUGACUGAGAAUAAUCUCAGAGACUCAGAAAAGAAGCAGCUCUUCAAUCUUAAACUACAGGAUUUGAGGUUAUGAAGAAUUUUCAUCUGAUGGAAAUAUCUUCCAGAGAAGAUAUUUUUAAUGAAAUGUGCUUGAUUCACAGUGGUAUUUCCUGAACAUUUUUUUUUUUUUAUCUCACACUGAGAAAUAAUCUGAAUUAAAUGUAACACAUUUCCACAAAGUGUAAGCACAGACAGUGUGUCUAAGAUCUAAAGAACCUGUGAUUGCUUGGUGUGAUUCUUCAUCAUCAUAGGACUUUACAGAGUGGUGUUGCAGCACUACUAUAAGGAAUAAUCACUUACUGAAGAUCGAUUCUUUAUUUUUAUUAUUACACAAUUCCACUGUUAUACCCUACAGAAUCCAGACAUCAUGGCAGAACUCAGGUUCUGGUUAAGGUUCUAGUUGCUCUGGUCUACACUCCAGCCCAUGUCUUCCACCACCCCACCACUCAAUCACAUCAUCUGGUUGGAAGACUCUAAAAUCACCAUGGCUAAAAUCACCAUGGCCUCCACAUGCUAUUGCUGCUCUGUGUUCUCUUUCCUGUAAACACUGCUUUGUUUUGGUUUUGUAACAUUCUGAAGAUAUCUAAUUGCUGUGACUGUUCAUUUGUUAUAACAUUCAUCAGCUUUGGUGGAAAGCACGAGUCUGGCGAGUUAACUGGAGUUUUCAGAUCUUUUAAGUGGUCUUGUGCUGUUGUAACCCAACCACCUCAAGGAUUUUCUUUGUUUUUCAGCAACAUUCUGUAAAACUCUAGAGACUGUUGCGUGUGAAAAGUCCAGGAGAUCAGCAGUUUCUGAAAUUCUCAAAUCGGCCCAUCUGGUACUAACAUCCAUGCCAUGGUUAAGUUGCAGAGAUUACACUUUUUCCUUUUUCUGAUGCUUGAUGUGAACAUUAACUGAAGCUCUUGACCUGUAUCUGCAUGAGUGUUUUCUUUUGUUGUUGUUGUUUUUUUGUUUUGUUUUUUGCAUUGCGCUGCUGAAUACAGUACAAAUAAUGUGUACAGUGUAUAUGUAAAGACUGUAUAUGUGAUUUAGAGCAAAGCAGGUUGAUAUGUGGCAUGUUUGCUACAAAGCUAAAUGGCCGACUGAUUAACAGAGAUAGGACAUUAACUCAUGAGCAAGACCUAAGUUUUGUUCAAUUAAAAAAAGUUACAUUUUAUUAAUGCAUUUUACACGUUUUUAAAUUAAUCUGUAUACAUGUAGGUUUCAUUAAAUUCAUUUUCAUUUAUAUAAUAUAUAGAAAAUUGCAUAAUUGUAUGUAACCUUAUCACCAGAAACCAAAAAUGAACAUUUUUCCUCCUGUUUUGGAGGUGUCCAAGUUAAAUGAAAUGUAUUUGUGGUAACAGACUGCCCCCUAGUGGUGAAUGGCUCAUAUGAAAUUAGACAAUUAGCCCUAAUGUUCUGUUCUGGUUAAAAUAACACAUUUAUAUUUUACCAAUGCUGUAAAUGAUUUUCCUUCAUUUAUUUCCUCCGCUCAAUUUC